This is a messenger RNA of Ceratitis capitata (Mediterranean fruit fly), 5360 nucleotides long. It is a transcript of the gene hppy, whose product is annotated as mitogen-activated protein kinase kinase kinase kinase 5. Lineage: Eukaryota; Metazoa; Arthropoda; Insecta; Diptera; Tephritidae. Gene Ontology annotation, molecular function: ATP binding; MAP kinase kinase kinase kinase activity. Gene Ontology annotation, biological process: protein phosphorylation. The record is from RefSeq and is a predicted model, not a curated record. Bases 1379 to 5068 code for a protein of 1229 amino acids. The transcript has 14 exons.
GAAUAAAAUAAUAAUAAUAAUGAAAAUAAAAGCGAUUGUGUGGCAGCUGUAGCGCAGUAAAGAGUGUCUGUGCGACAUCGCCCUGUUUUUUUCAACCAACAUCUACGCCAUUGUCUACUGCCUCAGCCAGCUGCCCAGCUAUUAUUUGCUGCCUCUAAGUCCCCCAAUGCCUUGCUACUUCUGGCAAAUUCAACAUUUUUUCAUUUAUUUAUGUUAUUUGUUGUAAAGUGAAUUGUUAAUUUUUUGUUAACUAAAUUUUCCUUUUCUUGUUCUGUUUGCCUAUUAUUUUAAGUGUUCGUAGAGGCCGAGAAGUGCUUGAUGAAUAUGUGCGCAUCCAAGUGGCACAUUUAGAAUGAAGAAAUCAAAAUAUUCAAAACGGUUUAAGAAAAUUCCACAUUUUUAGUAAAAAAAAAUUGCAUACGUGUUUAGUGAGAUGUGCUUUCCUUAUUAUUAACUUUCUACUCUUCUGCCUCAACGUCGACACAUCGCUGCUGCGUCGACUCCUUAUAAAGCAUAACUCCGACUUCGUGGAGCCAGCGGUGCGCGAAGCUAAAUUUCAAAAUCCGCAAAGUUGUCUUAGCUAUGUUUGUUUUCUUCAGAUUUUGACAAGUAUUAUAUACAAGUUUAUAAACAAAAUUGUCGAAAACUUAUAUUGGAACGCGAGAGAUUGUUUUAAAAUGUUCCAAAAACCCAAUACCUACCCAACACAAAUAUUCACGAAUUAAUCAAAAAAAAACUAAGCAAAGUGUAAAAUUAUAUUUUCGGAAACAAAAACGUUCGGUCUCAUCAUUAAGUUAGUCGGCUAGUGGACCAACAAAACGUCCGUGUGCAUGCAAUUGAAGCGAAACCAAGUUACUUUAUUUCUUUGUAAGCUCCUGAACGCCAACACGAAUGUCGAGCAGGUGGUGGACAUGUUAAUACAAAUACACGCAACUGAGACCAUAUACACUUAGCUUUUCAUUGCCGAUCACAACAAUCGAGUUCUCAAAUUGUUGUAGCGACGCGGCGGUUUCGCUAUUUUAGUUGAAUGCCGGAACGCUGUUGUUUUGAGUGUAAAAUAUUCGGACAAAGACAAUAAUUUUGCCUUUUUGUUUGCUUUUUGCGAUACAUUUAACUCUCCUCACUGCGAUGAGUGAUGGUUGGUAUGUUGACAGAUACAUUUUGAGAACCAAAGAAAAAGUUAAUCAUAUGUGUUUUGAAAAAUUAAAAUUUUAGCUAAAAGGCAGUAAAAUUAAAUUUAAUGAAAAACUCUAACAAAAGUAAGUUACACACUGUGCGGGAAUUUCACGAAGUUCUGUAAACUUGAAUUCAGUGCUCAAAUUGCUCCAUAGCUUGGAGUCCUCAAGUUAGCGGCAAUAUUAAUUACAAAGGCAACAAUAUGGCGCACGCCCACCAUAACGCUGCCAAUCUGCUUAGCUCGGACAUUUCGCGACGAAAUCCACAGGAUGAAUACGAACUGAUACAGAAGAUCGGAUCCGGAACUUAUGGCGAUGUAUAUAAGGCGAAGCGCAUCCAAAGCAACGAAUUGGCCGCUAUUAAAGUCAUCAAACUCGAGCCCACCGAUGACAUACAGAUCAUUCAACAGGAAAUCAUUAUGAUGCGCGAUUGUCGACAUAAAAAUAUAAUCACAUAUUACGGUUCGUAUCUGCGACGCGACAAGUUGUGGAUUUGUAUGGAGUACUGUGGUGGUGGCAGUCUGCAGGAUAUUUACCAAGUGACGGGGCCACUCUCUGAACAACAAAUUGCCUACAUGUGCCGUGAAACACUGAAAGGACUCGAGUACCUGCAUACGAUGGGUAAAAUGCAUCGGGACAUCAAAGGCGCAAACAUUCUGCUCACGGAGAUGGGUGAUGUGAAAUUGGCCGAUUUCGGUGUAUCCGCACAGAUAACCGCCACAAUUAACAAGAGAAAGAGCUUUAUCGGCACACCGUACUGGAUGGCGCCGGAGGUGGCUGCCGUGGAGCGCAAGGGGGGCUACAACCAAUUAUGUGAUAUAUGGGCGGUUGGCAUAACGGCAAUUGAACUCGCCGAACUGCAGCCGCCAAUGUUCGAUUUACAUCCGAUGCGUGCGUUGUUUCUGAUGUCGAAAAGUGGUUUCAAACCGCCCACACUGAGCAACAAGGAGAAAUGGAGUCCCACAUUUCAUAAUUUCGUCAAGACGGCGCUAACGAAGAAUCCUAAGAAACGUCCCACCGCCGAGUGUCUGCUGAGGCAUCCGUUCGUGCAGGGCGAGAUGUCGGUGCGUGUGGCGAAGGAGUUGCUGCAAAAGUUCUUAAGUCCAAAUCAACAAUUCUACUACUAUUUGGAUGGGGAGGAGGAGACCGUCGCCAGCGUACCACAACGAAUAGCAAGUAAAAUGACAUCAAGACCAAAUGGUAUUUCACCGCAAAAUCACACUUUGAAAACAGACAUGAUGACGAACUCACAGUGGAAUGAUCGCUCAUCUAGUCCCGAAACUUUACCCAGCGACAUGAGCCUCUUACAGUAUAUUGAUGAGGAGUUAAAGCUAAGAGCCACUCUGCCAUUAACCGACACCAAAGAUCUGCUUAGCACUGAAUGUCACUGCGCGCACAACGGCAGCAACGAGAAUGGCAACAGCAAAGAGAACGGUGGUGGCGGUGGCGCCAACGAUGCCAAAAUGCCAUCGGCCUCUGAGAUGAGCAGCACCUCGGCUUCAACGUCCACCAGCGCUGUUAACGGCAGCGACGUCGGCGAUUUGCUCUCCGGCUCGAGCCCAGGCGGUUUGGCGCAUUCGAUGUCCGCCUACUUGGGUCUGAACUUUGGCUUCUCCAAUAUGCGCACCACCUCGGUCGAUGCUGUGGGCUCUAGUUCUAACCACGAUAAUAGCGCGCGACAGCAGGCAACACAUGUACAGUCGCAACAUCACCACCAGCAGCAGCAGUCUCAUUAUCACCAUCGUCAUCAUCAUUACUUACACCACACCAACAACAGCAACAGUAACAGUAACAGUGGCGGGGGCAGCAGCAAUCACUCGCGUUCGACCAGCGUCAUCGGGCUUUCGGCGUCAUCAUCCAACAGCAAUAGCUCUUACGAAACGACAUCCAAACUCAAUGGCCAAUCGCAAUAUACAUCGUUGUCCUCGUCCUUUUACAAUCCGCUGGAUAAUUUCAGUUGCGACAGCGGCGGCGGUGGCGGUGGCGGUGGAGGCGUUGGCUUCGGCUUGAGUGGUGGUGAUAAAAGUAUUAGUGGUAGUACCAAUGGUGGUGGUGGCGGGGUCGGUAGUGGUGUUGGUGUUGGUGUGUUAGGUGUUGGUAGGAGUGGCAUAGGUAGUGUUGGUGGUGCUGGUGGUUUUGGUGGUGUUGGUGUCGCUGGCGAUGUUGGCGCCUCCCCAUCGCCUUCGUCAUCCACGUCCGCGUCCACGUCCACAACCGCGUUUGCUCGCGAUGUGCUUUUGCAUUCCUCUGCUUCCACGUCACAUCUAUUCUCUCAUUUUCUUCGUAAUAAUGGCGCCAAUUAUUUUAAUAGCAACACUUCAGUCACCGAUUCGACAACAGCAACAACAGCAAUUGGUGUAGCUUCUGCUGCAACUUCCUCCACAACAGUAACGAGCAACACAUCGAACGCCGUAGCAGCGGGAGGUUCAGCUUCAGCCUCGGGAGAGUGCACGCCCACAUCAGGCCAACCGUUGGAUGGCAAUAUCGACAACAAUUGUGAUUAUAGACACGAGAGUAAUCAGAAUGGUUUGGAAGAUUCACCACGCCGUCACAGCUCAAUGGACCAACUGAUUGGCCUGCUCAAUGACAUGGGCAAAUCUUCAAGGACACGCAGCCUCAGCGAUGGCGGUACACAGGAGGACGAAGUGGAAAAAGAAGCGCAACCGGAUCUGCUUAACAAUACGCCACCCGUGCCUCCGAAGCGAUCUCAUCGUCGUCGCCACACCCCGCCACGCCCCAUCUCCAAUGGUUUACCGCCCACGCCCAAGGUGCACAUGGGCGCAUGUUUUUCAAAGAUCUUCAACGGCUGUCCACUACGCAUACACUGCACGGCCUCGUGGAUCCAUCCCGAGACGCGCGACCAGCACUUACUCAUUGGCGCCGACGAGGGUAUUUUCAAUCUAAAUAUGAACGAGCUGCACGAUGCCGUCAUUGAUCAACUGUUCCCUCGUCGCACCACCUGGCUGUAUGUGAUCAAGGAUGUGCUCAUGAGCCUUUCAGGCAAAUCGUGUCAGCUGUACCGACACGAUCUGAUCGCCCUGCAUUCCAAACAGACACACCGCUUCUCGCUGCACAUGAACAAAAUACCUGAAAGACUGGUGCCACGCAAAUUCGCGCUCACCACCAAAGUUCCCGACACCAAAGGCUGCACCCAGUGCUGCGUCACACGCAACCCCUACAAUGGCUACAAGUACUUGUGCGGCGCCACGCCCAGCGGCAUAUUUCUCAUGCAGUGGUACGAUCCGCUGAAUAAAUUCAUGCUGCUCAAGCAAUGCGAGUGGCCGGCCACGAGCAUACUGGGCGGUGGGCACGGCUGUGUGUUGAAUGGUCACACGCCCGUCUUUGAGAUGAUCAUUACGCCGGAGCUGGAGUAUCCGAUUGUGUGUACGGGCGUGCGAAAGGCGUUGAAUGGUUGCCUCAAACUCGAACUGAUCAAUAUGAACAGUGCCAGCUGGUUCCAUGCAGAUGAUUUGGAUUUUGAUGCAAUGGCUACAAUGGUGCCGCGACGCGAUCUCUUGAAGGUGGUGAAAGUCCAUCAAGUCGAAAAGGAUGCGAUACUAGUCUGCUAUGGCAACAUCAUUCAAGUUGUUACGCUGCAGGGUAACCCGAAGCAACACAAAAAGAUGGUCUCGCAGCUCAAUUUCGAUUUCAAUGUGGAUAGCAUAGUCUGUCUACCCGAUAGUGUAUUAGCAUUCCAUAAGCACGGCAUGCAGGGCAAGUCGUUGCGCAACGGCGAAAUAACACAAGAGAUAAAGGAUAUGAGUCGCACAUACAGACUGCUCGGCUGUGAUAAAGUCGUUGCUUUGGAGAGUCAAUUGCUGCGCACCGGCUCGCUGGGCAGCGAAGAGGGACAUGAUCUUUACAUUCUAGCCGGCCAUGAGGCAAGCUAUUAAUUUCUACUAAGUAAUUACUAAUUAAUUGUAGUUGUAAAUGAAAAUCAAUGCAAAUAACUACUAUGUAAAGCAAGUGAAAAAAAUGAACAAAUUGACUUAUAUACACACAUAUACGAGUACAUAUGGAAAAGUAAAAAAGAAAAUUUGAAAAAAAUGUAAUAAAAUGUAAAAAAAGAAACAAAAAUACAAUGAGGAUGUAAAGCUAAUGUUUAGGAAAACAUGAAAAAACGUAAUUGUACGAUAGCAGUAAAUUUUGAACGGUAUUCUUACUAAUUUUUGGUAUACAAAGAAA